AUGGGAGUUAAAAUUCACUUGGAGUACUGUGGCUGCUGAGGUUAUGAGCCCCACUAUCAGGAACUGGCCACAGCGGUUAAAAUGCAUCAUGAUGCAGAGAUUUCUGGUGCAGUUGGGAGAACAGGGAGCUUUGAAAUUGAAAUCAAUGGACAACUGGUGUUUUCAAAGCUAGAAACUGGUGGGUUUCCCUAUGAAAAAGAUGAUAUGGAAGCCAUGGGGAAAGCAAAUUCAGGUGAAGCUGUGCAGAAGAUUACAAACAGCAGACCUCCAUGCAUCAUCCUCUAGACUAGCAACUGAUGGUCGGUCACUCCAUCGUUUCUGGAACACAUCUGUCAUGCAAAGCCAUAUAACUACACAAAACAGUCCUUAUGAG
This is a messenger RNA of Protopterus annectens (West African lungfish), 373 nucleotides long. It is a transcript of the gene MIEN1, whose product is annotated as migration and invasion enhancer 1. NCBI's taxonomy places the organism in Eukaryota, Metazoa, Chordata, Ceratodontiformes, Protopteridae. The record is from RefSeq and is a predicted model, not a curated record. Gene Ontology annotation, biological process: positive regulation of filopodium assembly; negative regulation of apoptotic process.